AUGAAGUUUAACAAAGACAAAUGCCACACCAUGCGCUUCACCUUGCUACGUAAAACCAUAAACACUGAGUACAAUCUCGGUGGUAGUGCUCUUACUACAGUUUCUGAACAUCCCUAUCUUGGCCUAACUCUUACAAGUAACUUGUCAUGGCAAUCCCAUAUAGACAUCAUAACUGCAAAAGCAAACAGGAUGCUUGGACUCAUCAGACGUAACCUCAGAGGCUGCUCCCGGAAGCUACGGCAACAAGCAUAUCUUUCUCUUGUCCGUCCACAUCUCGAAUACUGUAGUACAGUUUGGAACCCGCACACCAAGAAAAACAUCACCAAAAUAGAAAAAAACCAACGCCAAGCUGCCAGAUUCAUCUUCAACAACUACCACAGCAGGGACAGCGUCUCCAAAAUGAUAGAUGAUCUUCAAUGGGACUCCCUUGAAAAACGCAGACAGGCUGCUAGUAUCUCCUUGAUGUACAAGAUCCGCUAUCAGCUAGUAGCUAUCAAUCCAACCCAAUACCUCAUACCCAUGAUCCCAAGCAGUACUCGAUCCUACCACAAUGUAAAUACCAAACCAUCCCAGCACGUCUCCAGCUCUACAAAUAUUCGUUUUUCCCACGAACAGUCUUGUGGUGGAAUGCCCUCCCCAGCCAGAUCCUCGAGCUCCCAUCCAUCGGGGUCUUUAAGGGGGCGGUUGGAGCAAUCAUUUAGCCACCUCCCAACUUUUUACUCGCACCUUGUACAAUAA
Asterias rubens (European starfish) is the source of this 738-nucleotide messenger RNA. RefSeq lists its product as uncharacterized. The record is from RefSeq and is a predicted model, not a curated record. The coding region runs from base 1 to 738 and encodes 245 amino acids. Lineage: Eukaryota; Metazoa; Echinodermata; Asteroidea; Forcipulatida; Asteriidae. The transcript has a single exon.